Messenger RNA from Funneliformis mosseae, 351 nucleotides. The record is from the annotation of a GenBank genome assembly. Lineage: Eukaryota; Fungi; Glomeromycota; Glomeromycetes; Glomerales; Glomeraceae.
AUGUCUUCCGAAACAUAUCAUACGGCAAAGGAUUCUUUUUUCGUUAAUUCUAGUGAACAUAUUCAAAUUGAAGUUUUGCAUUAUCCUCCUAUUAAUAAAACUCAGAAUUAUCCACCAAUUUUAUUCAUCCAUGGAGGUUUUCUUGCGGCUUGGUCUUGGGAUGAUUUUUCUCAUUGGUUUUCGGAUAAAGGAUUUGAUUGUUAUGCAAUGAGUUUUCGAGGACAUGGACAAAGUACGAAGACUCCUAAUAAGGACAAAUGGUGGUCAUUAAAUGAAAUUACACAAGAUAUCUCAGCUAUAACUGAUGAAAUUAUUGCUAGAACAAAAGUUAAUCCUAUCCUUGUUGGGUAA